UUCUAUAAAAAAAAUCAGCGGUAGCAAAAUGAACUCGGAAAAAGAGCUAAUUGACGCGAUAAAAGAUCUUUUGAAGAAAAACGGCCACUUGAAUAAAUUACAAGCAGAGAUGCGGGCAAAAGUAACAGAAGUUUUGCAAGAAAGACAAGUUUUGAACUCCGGUGACAGGAGGUCCGCACCGCCUCCCACCGAAGAGGUACUGCUGGUCAACGAGUUAGUAAGAGAGUAUUUGGAAUGGAACGGGUACUUGUAUACUGCGUCGGUUAUGGCAUCUGAAGCAGCGAUGCCUAAUGAGAAAAAAACAAGAUCGCAACUGUGCUCUGAGGUUGGAGUACGAGACGAUGAGAAGUCUUCAGCUCUGCCGCUACUUUCGAACAUCGUCGCGGCUUAUACGGAACGGAUUAAACGUAAAAUUAAUAAAUGUAAAAAG
This is a messenger RNA of Galleria mellonella (greater wax moth), 430 nucleotides long. Its product is annotated as centrosomal protein 20-like. Gene Ontology annotation, biological process: microtubule anchoring; cilium assembly. Lineage: Eukaryota; Metazoa; Arthropoda; Insecta; Lepidoptera; Pyralidae. The record is from RefSeq and is a predicted model, not a curated record. The annotation marks the transcript as partial. Gene Ontology annotation, molecular function: protein binding. Gene Ontology annotation, cellular component: centrosome; ciliary basal body; motile cilium. The transcript is spliced from 3 exons.